CGCUAAACAAUUAAUGUUAUACAAUAAAAAUAAUAUAAUCAGUCUUAUUCUGAACGCUGUUUUGACAUCUUUAAUAAACUGGUUCCAAGAACUGCAAUCACAAAAAAAAAUAUUACAACUUUGUGAAGAGGCGGUGAUCAUCAAUUGAUAUGGAAAGAAUGCAAAAAUACGAAGAAAUACCUCAUCCAGAUAAUCGAAAUGAAGAUGCAGUUGCUGGUUCAUCAACAUCAAGUGUGGAAUCAUCACCAAAAAUCUUUAAUAUGAACGUCGACUGUUUCGAUGAAAUAUUUGAAUACUUGGAAAUGACAGACUUGCAUUCAUUUGGCCAAACAUGCAAGCGUAUGAACAAAGUGGCCGGCGAAUAUUUCAAACAAAAUUAUCCAUUUUCUGUCAUGAAUUAUUCAUUUUGCGAACCGUUCGGAAUACCAGGCUUCAAUCAGUUCAGGCCAAAAAUUUCAAUUAUUAGAUAUGAAAUGCCUUAUGUUCAAUUUCAUAUCAGUGAAUUUAAGUUGACUAAUAACAUUGAGUUUUGGUACUUUAAUAUAAAUAACGAAACGAUCGAAUUUUUCAAAAGUUUGUUGCCCCAACUGGAAACUGUGCAUAUCGAAGAAUGCACAAUCGAUGGUGAUUUAUAUGAAUUAAUGUUGAAAUAUGGAGAGAAUUUAAAGAGAGUUUAUGCUAAUGGUAAUAAACGUGCUAACUACAGAGGUCACAGACACGACUGGUUAUUAAAUAAAUAUCCCAAGCUUGAACAUUUGGAAUUAAUCACUGCUGAUAUUAACCAAUCAUAUCGAAUUAAUGAAUUGAGUAAGUUUUUCGUACUUAAUCCAAACAUUCAGAGAUUUUCAACUACCUCACUUGUAUUAUGGGACAACAAAGAUUUUUUUUUGAAUUACAAUGCGAAAUUGGAUAUACUGGAGGUCAAAGGAGUGCGUUUGAGACCAGGAAUGUUGAUUGAUCUUUUUAAUUUGUUAAAUCGACUCUAUGAACAAGGUUUUUUUAAACGACUUUAUUUUUACACCAAUAACAUUUCCAAGUAUCCCAUUGAUCUUAGUGACUUAUUGCCUUCAGUCAAAGGUCUCGAAUUGUUAUGCAUUCGAUCGUUUGAUAUGAGUGAUAAUUUGCCACAAUUGACUAAUUUGAAAGAGCUUAUUAUUUUGAAUUUAUCGAAUGCCACGGAUUUUGUGAUCCUAGCAAAUGGUCUUGAGGAACUUGAACGUCUUUACAUAACAAGCGCAAGCAUUGAUCACAUUGUUCCAUUCAUACGCCGAUCAAAAAAAUUAAAUAAGAUAAAACUGUUACACUUAAAAGAAGGUGGAGUUUUGAAUUUAAGAAUGUUGAAUGAUGAACGAGCCAAGUUGGCUGGAGCACGAAAAAUAAUCAUUUAUACCAGUGACGAUAUCUUUGUGGCCACUAAAUGGGCGACAAGAAAUGGUGAUACUAAUUUGAGUUUACUUGAAAUGAGACGAUCGUAUUCGUACGAAUGGAGACAUCAUUACGAAAGACGUAUUUAACUUUGAACUCGGUUUUUUUAGAAUGAGACAUUAGUAUUGAAAACUUGUUAUCUGAAAAUGUCAAAUUAUACGAAUCAAGAUUGCUUUUAUCAUGAACUAUACAAAAAACU
Contarinia nasturtii (swede midge) is the source of this 1624-nucleotide messenger RNA. RefSeq lists its product as uncharacterized. Gene Ontology annotation, molecular function: protein binding. The coding region runs from base 150 to 1514 and encodes 454 amino acids. The record is from RefSeq and is a predicted model, not a curated record. The transcript is spliced from 2 exons. NCBI's taxonomy places the organism in Eukaryota, Metazoa, Arthropoda, Insecta, Diptera, Cecidomyiidae.